AUGCAAGGCCACCGUAACGCCUCAGAGCGGACACCGCUGCUGCGUCCCCAAUCUUCGGACCGACCCAGCGAAUCAGCCAUCUACGAGGAUGACAUCCAAGAUGCAGAGGUAGCGCAAGGUGCUCUCACGGCACCCCAAUUUCCUGCAUUGGGCAAACAGAGAAGCUAUUCGAGUAGCCAUUGGCUCGCCCCUGAUCAGGAAGUUUCUCCAGAGCAGCCAGACGAACCUGGCGCAUUUGGAGAAGAUGGUCUUCUCGCAGGCCUGUCCAGGACCAAAUUCCGAUGCAUCAUUGGCGGUGUAUUUGCAGGCUAUUUUAUUGCAAUGUUCGACUCUACGCUCAUGGCGUCAAGCCAUCCAGUGAUAACGUCAUACUUCAAUGCCUCCAAUUCAGCGUCGUGGCUAUCGACAGCAUUUUUGCUAACGUCAACAUCUCUACAGCCUCUUUUUGGCAGACUGUCCGAUACAUUUGGAAGACGUUUACUAUACCUUUCCGGGGUAGCGUUUCUUGCAAUCACGACAGGAUGGUGUGCCCUCGCACAGAGUAUCGGAAGCUUCAUCGCGGCCAGAGCUUUCUGCGGUAUCGGUGCCGCAGCGGUCCUCUCCAUGGGCAACAUCAUCAUCAAUGAUCUCGUCAGCAUCCAGGUGCGGAGUACUUACCAAGCGUACAUCAAUCUAUUUUAUGGAAGUGGUUCCACCCUCGGUGCUGCCUUUGGGGGAUUCCUCUGCGACAAGCUGGGAUGGAGGCUUACCUUUGCCAUCCAAAUCCCCUUCUUCGUCGCCAUCUUCAUCAAUGGAUACUUGACCACUCCUUCUACUCUUGGACCGAACCUAGCUCAGCGGUCCGGCCAGGGCUUCAGAGACGCGAUCAGAGGUUUCGACAUUGCAGGUUCGGUCCUCCUGACCGGCUCUGUCGCUUUUCUCAUUGCGGGCCUCAACCUAGGAGGUAAUGUAUUCCCAUGGGAUCACCCUUUCGUCAUCAUUUCGCUUGUGGUCGCCGUAGUGUCAGGUGCAGUCCUGCUUCGCGUGGAACAUAAGGCUGCAAAGCCAGUCAUGCCUUUAUACCUCCUCUUCUCUCGCCCCAGAGGCUCCCUCGUCUUCAACAACUUCCUCGCCAACAUUGGAAUCAACGCCAUCAUCUUUAACGCACCGCUCUACUUCCAAGCCGUGAAGCUCGAAACCGCUUCACUGUCUGGUUUCCGGCUCGCCGGGCCUUCACUUGCUCUCAUGAUUUGCGGCGUAUCGUCGGGCUUCAUCAUGACUGCCACAGGACGCAUGACGUGGCUUAUUGUUGUUGGGUCGCUCAGCAUGCUCCUUGCCACAAUGGUAGGCGUACUUGCCACGAGUACACAGGAGGAUCAGGCGGUGAUGACGAGUACAUUGAUCCUUUGGAGGCAGCUCGGUACCGUGAUGGGUGUCGCGUUGAGUAGUCUGGUCCUGCAGAAUGCGCUUACGGCGUACCUCAACGCUCUCGUUACCGGCAAGCACAAAGAAGACAUCAUCCUCACAGUCCGCAAAUCCGUCCGCUCCAUCCUCGACCUCGACCCAAAGCACCAACACCAAGUAAUCGACGCAUACGGCCGCAGUCUGCGCGUCACCUUCAUCUCGGCCAUUGCCGUAUUCGUCGUGGUCAAUAUAUUGGUGCUAACGAUCAGACUGCCCAAUCUCAAGCCCAAGAAGGGUGGUGAUGCGAGCAGCGAUGCGGAGGGCGAGGAAUCGUGA
Messenger RNA from Paraphaeosphaeria sporulosa, 1719 nucleotides. RefSeq names its product MFS general substrate transporter. Gene Ontology annotation, molecular function: basic amino acid transmembrane transporter activity. Bases 1 to 1719 code for a protein of 572 amino acids. The record is from RefSeq and is a predicted model, not a curated record. Gene Ontology annotation, cellular component: fungal-type vacuole membrane. Gene Ontology annotation, biological process: transmembrane transport; basic amino acid transport. Lineage: Eukaryota; Fungi; Ascomycota; Dothideomycetes; Pleosporales; Didymosphaeriaceae. The transcript has 5 exons.